Messenger RNA from Rotaria sp. Silwood2, 453 nucleotides. The record is from the annotation of a GenBank genome assembly. NCBI's taxonomy places the organism in Eukaryota, Metazoa, Rotifera, Eurotatoria, Philodinida, Philodinidae.
AUGACACAGACGAAUAUAGAUCGAGCAAAUUAUUGUGCUGCUCCUUUGACUAUCGAUCCAAAUGUGACAGCAAUCGCCCGAAAUUAUGCUCAGUAUAUGUGCAGUACACAAAACUUCUCACACAGUGGUAACACCUAUCAAGGAAAACCGUUAGGUGAAAAUCUGUAUUAUACAUGGUCAUCAGUUCCCAUAAAUAUUAAUACAAUAAAUGGCGCAGAUCCAGUCACUUUUUGGUAUAACGAAUAUGUCUAUUAUAACUUUUCAUCUCCUGGUUUCUCAUAUUCUGCUGGACACUUUACUCAACUGGUUUGGCAAGCUACAACUGUUUUUGGCAUUGCCAUUUGUUGUACACCGGAUAGCACAGCAUGUUAUGUUGUUGCCAAUUAUUAUCCUGCUGGCAAUUAUCUGAAUCAAUUCGCUCAAAAUGUUCUACAACCUCCAUGCUCUGGCUAA